Myotis davidii is the source of this 1736-nucleotide messenger RNA. Its product is annotated as schwannomin-interacting protein 1. Gene Ontology annotation, cellular component: plasma membrane; cell junction. The coding region runs from base 458 to 1192 and encodes 244 amino acids. The record is from RefSeq and is a predicted model, not a curated record. Lineage: Eukaryota; Metazoa; Chordata; Mammalia; Chiroptera; Vespertilionidae. The transcript is spliced from 7 exons. Gene Ontology annotation, biological process: positive regulation of hippo signaling.
CUCUCCCUCGCGGGCCCUUCCCCUUUAAUGAGGACUAGAAGCGGGGAGGGAGGUGGGGUCGCCUGCCUACAGCCCGUUAACCGCCUGCCUACAGCACCAGAAGGUCACCCCAGCCCCAGCCCCAGCCUGAUCCCUUUCUUUGUGCCGCUAAUAUAAUUGGCUGAUUGUGCCAGUGAUGAGCGCCCCCUCCCCCAGCCCGGUCCUCGCUCCAUGUUUGUGAGCCUCACUGCUGGUUUCCGCGGAGAGAGGAGAGCAGCUCAGCUCGGCUCAGCCCAGCUCGCUGCGCGCCUCCCGCACAGGCGGUGCCGCUGCGCAGGUUGAUCGGGAAACAGCAUCCAUUUUCCUCUGCGGGGAGCCCUGCCUGCCCAGGGCGUGCUCUCCGCCGCGGGUGCCCCGCGCGCUCCCGCAGCCUCGCGGAGCCGUCCUGCUUGGGGUCUGCGCCCUAGGAUGCACUGAGAUGGUGCAUCAGGAGAACUGUUCGUACCAGGCACAGAAAAAUGAGAGAGAAUCUAUUCGACAGAAGUUGGCACUUGGGAGCUUCUUUGAUGAUGGCCCAGGAAUUUAUACCAGCUGCAGCAAAAGUGGGAAGCCAAGCCUUUCCUCUCGCCUGCAGAGUGGGAUGAACCUGCAGAUCUGCUUUGUCAACGACAGCGGCAGCGACAAGGACAGCGAUGCGGAUGACAGCAAGACGGAAACCAGCCUGGACACCCCCUUGUCGCCCAUGAGCAAACAGAGCUCUUCCUAUUCCGAUAGAGACACUACUGAAGAGGAAUCCGAAUCCCUAGAUGAUAUGGAUUUCCUCACCAGGCAAAAGAAAUUGCAAGCUGAAGCCAAAAUGGCCCUCGCCAUGGCCAAACCCAUGGCCAAAAUGCAAGUAGAAGUGGAAAAACAGAACAGGAAAAAGUCUCCCGUCGCUGACCUACUGCCACACAUGCCUCAUAUAAGCGAAUGCUUGAUGAAGAGGAGUUUAAAGCCUGCUGACCUGAGGGACAUGACUAUUGGGCAGCUACAAGUCAUAGUGAAUGAUCUCCAUUCUCAGAUAGAAAGCUUGAAUGAAGAGCUGGUCCAGCUGCUGCUCAUCCGAGAUGAGCUGCACACGGAACAGGAUGCCAUGCUGGUGGACAUUGAAGACUUGACCAGACAUGCCGAAAGUCAGCAAAAGCACAUGGCAGAGAAAAUGCCUGCGAAGUGAAGAGGAGCCAUCCCAUCAGAGGACACGCUAGACGUCUUUUUGCUUCUGUGGUUGUAAAAAUGCUGUUGUGCAAGGUGGCGCAGAAACAAACAAACAUCAGUGUUCGUCAUUGAUAAUGUCUGAAGCUUCAUGUCCAGUGAUUGGCCUUUGCUUCUUUUUCUUUCUUUUUUUUCCCCACAUUUUACCAGAUGAAUUUAAUUGACAUUUUUGGAGCAUUACACCCCAAAACUGCAGGGCACACAUUCCCCUCAACUCACAUGGAACACCCUCUAGGACAGACCACAUAUUAAGCCACAAAACAAGCUUAAAUGAACUUAAAAAGAUUUAAAUCAUUCCACACACCUCCCACCCCACCCCCAGCCACAAUGGCAUGAAAGUAGAAAUCAAUUAAAAAAAAACACACCUGAAAAACACACAAACACAUGGAGGCUAAAUAACACGCUACCAAACAGUGAAUAGGCUAACAAUGAGACCAAGGAAGAAAUCAAAAGAUACCUUGAUCCCUGGCUGUUGUGGCUCAGUUAGUUGAGUGCCAUCCAGUUAA